Rubroshorea leprosula is the source of this 1365-nucleotide messenger RNA. Lineage: Eukaryota; Viridiplantae; Streptophyta; Magnoliopsida; Malvales; Dipterocarpaceae. The record is from the annotation of a GenBank genome assembly.
GCCAACAAUUUUCUCAAUAAAAAAUAAUGUCAUUGCAAAUCUCCCAACAAUUUUCUCAAUAAAAAAAACCAAAAAAUCAUUUCUUUCCCAACAGAAACUCAUGUUAUUUCAUCUUUCUUCCCUUAAAACCCACAAAAAAUUUUGUUGAGCAACAUACACAUAUGAUCAACCCAAGAUGAUCAGAUCCAAGCUUCAACCUUCAAAUCACUUCAAGUUCAUCUUAAUCUGCUUUUCCUUUCUUCUUUUCCUUCUUUUUCUUAGCAAAUCAAGUUUCCAAUGGUCCAAAAGGAUUUCAGAAAUCCCUGAAUGGAACUCCACCCAGAUACCAUCAACAUGCUCAAGAAUCCCACCUUCCUUGGCUAAUGCUCUCAUCCACUAUGCAACUACAAAUAUCACCCCACAGCAAACCUUCAAGGAAGUCUCUGUUUCAGCCAGAGUCCUGGCGAGGAGAGGCCCCUGCAACUUUUUAGUUUUCGGGCUCGGCCGUGACAGCGUCAUGUGGGCCUCCUUGAACCACGGCGGCCGGACUGUUUUCCUGGAGGAAGACGCGGCGUGGAUCGAUCAGAUCAAGCAGAAUUCGCCUGAUCUAGAGAUAUACCAUGUAGAGUACGACACUAAAGUGAAACAAGCAGAUGUACUGCUUCAGAUGGGGAUGAGAGAGGAAUGCACAGUUGUCGGUGACCCCAGGUCUUCUGUUUGCCGGCUUGCACAUAAGGGCUUCCCGGAUGACAUUUACAAUACGGAGUGGGACCUGAUCAUGGUGGACGCACCAACAGGGUACCACGACGAAGCACCAGGGAGGAUGACGGCUAUAUAUACUUCAGGGUUAAUGGCUAGGAACAGAGCAGAGGGGGAGACUGAUGUUUUUGUGCACGAUGUGAAUAGGGUUGUGGAGGACAAGUUCUCCAUGGCAUUUCUCUGUGAAGGCUACAUGAAAGAGCAAGAAGGUUUGUUGAGGCACUUCACAAUUCCUAGUCACCGGAAUCGUCCCGACACACCCUUUUGCCCAAAUUAAACUCUAAUGGACAAUGUUACAAUGUUACUUGGGAAAGUAACAUCGGUUGUCAGCACUUUACAGGCGAUAGAAACAGAACACAAUUCCACUACAGUGUUAUUAUCUUUUAAAAAUUGAUUCUUUUCCUAUUAAUAUCAGUUAAUUUUUAUUAGUGUUUGGCGAAAUGAUUUUGUCUUCAGACACAAGUCUCAUUCUUCCUUAAAGUAUACGUUGUGGUCUGACCAAAAAGAAAAGGAGAAGGUGAGGUUGGUGAAUGGGGACCAACUAUUAUUGAUUUGUUUAUUGUUAGUUCUCAAAACAUUUAGUGUUAUUUGCAAAUGAGCAGUGUCAAUCACGUUCUGGUGCAGUGA